AUGGGGCUCCAACCUUGCCCCCCUUCCCAGGCGCUGCUCCUGAUGCUUCUGGGAGCACAGGGCCAGGCCACCAGGCCCGGCCUGUGUCACUGUGAUGACACGGAAUCGCAGAAGAAGAUUGGCCUGUUCUGUUGCAGGGGUUGCCCAGCCGGGCACUACCUGGAGUCCCUCUGCACAGAGCCCUGUGGGGCUGCCACCUGCCUCCCAUGCCCACAGGGCAGCUUCUUGGCCAGGGAGAACCAUCAUUCAACCCACUGUGCCCGCUGCCAGGCCUGCGAUGAGCAGGCCUUUCAGGUUGCCCUAGAGAACUGCUCGGCACUGGCAGACACCCGCUGUGGCUGUGCACAGGGCUGGUCAGCCGAGUGCUCCAUCACGGACUGCAGGGCCGGCUCGCCCUUCCAGUGCCGGCCCUGCUUGAAUUGCAGGACCCUGAACCGCUACAACCCCAUGCUCUGUUCUAGCAGAGACGCUGACUGUGGGACUUGCUUACCUGGCUUCUAUGAACACGCUGACCACUGCGAAGCCUGCCCCACGAGCACCCUGGGGAGCUGUCCUGAGCCCUGUGCUGCUGUCUGUGGCUGGAGGCAGAUGUUCUGGGUCCAGGUGCUCCUGGCAGGCCUAGUGAUUCCACUGCUGCUGGGUGCCAUGCUGACCUACACGUUCCGCCACUGCCAGCCUUGCAAGCCCAUGAGUCCUGUGGAGGAAGCUGGGAUGGAAGCCCUAAACCCCCCGCAGGCCCCCUAUCCCUCAUCCCCAGAUGGCACCCACACUCUUCUGGCCCCGUGUAGCAACAGUGAGAAGGUUCACACUAUCCAGUUGUUAGGCAACGGCAUGGCCCCUGGCUUCCCCCACACUCAGGAGGUUUCCUGCCCAGAGCUGCCGUGGUCCUGGGACCAGCUGCCCAGCCGGGCCCUUGGCCCGUCUCUUACACCAGCGGUCCCUGCAGCGCUCCCCGCAGCACCCCUGGCAGGCUCUGCAGCAGCCAUGCUCCAGCCGGGCCCACAACUGUACGAUGUCAUGGACGCCGUGCCUGCGCGGCGCUGGAAGGAGUUCGUGCGCACGCUGGGCCUGCAGGAGGCGGAAAUCGAGGCCGUGGAAGUGGAGAUCGGCCGCUUCCGUGACCAGCAGUACGAGAUGCUGAAACGCUGGCGUCAGCAGCAGCCGGCGGGCUUGGGUGCCGUGUACGCGGCCCUGGAGCGCAUGGGGCUGGAUGGCUGCGUGGAGGACCUGCGCAGCCGCCUGCAGCGUGGCUCUUGACGCUGAUCCCACCCGCCCCCGCGGGUGGCCCUGGGAGAAGCCCUAAGUACGGUUACUUAUCCGUGUAGACAUUUUAUGUCACUUAUUAAGCCCCUGGCACGGCCCUGCGUAGCAGCGCCCACUAGCCUUGUCACUGCUCACUCCAGGGUUCUGGUUCAGGAGGAGCAGCAUUGAUGAAUGUCGGAGGGGUCGGGUCUGAGGGCUAGCCCAGGAAGGCCUUGAUAUUAAA
Molecule: messenger RNA, 1486 nt
Organism: Echinops telfairi (small Madagascar hedgehog)
Lineage: Eukaryota; Metazoa; Chordata; Mammalia; Afrosoricida; Tenrecidae
Gene: TNFRSF25
Product: TNF receptor superfamily member 25
Exons: 10
Coding region: 1-1257 (418 amino acids)
Biological process (GO): signal transduction
Cellular component (GO): plasma membrane
Molecular function (GO): protein binding
Source: RefSeq, a predicted model, not a curated record